This is a messenger RNA of Symbiodinium sp. CCMP2456, 324 nucleotides long. Lineage: Eukaryota; Dinophyceae; Suessiales; Symbiodiniaceae. The record is from the annotation of a GenBank genome assembly.
AUGCGCAGCGCCACCACUCAGCAGAUGCUCCCGGAGAUCUUGGAGCUCUUCGACCGCGCGGACGAGGACGGAAGUGGCGAGCUUGCCAUCGACGAGAUGCGCCGUUUUGAAGAAGCAGGGCAUGUUCCCGAGCAAAUCCUGGAUCGGGCUUCCGUGAGCAGCAUGACAGAGCUCUUCAAUGUCUUGGAUGUGGACAAGUCCGGCGUCGUGACUCGUGAAGAGUUUGCGGAGGGGCUCCUGGACAUCUUGCUCCGGGACGUUUCUGUCUCCUCCCUGCAGCAAAUGAAGAUUCUUGGACAAGAUACCAGGAUUAAUAUCUGCUAA